CUUUCACCUCGUUGGUUUUUAUUCACAGGCGUCUACUGGUUUCACGAGCAAACGCAUUACGUACCCGCGCCACUCUGCCUCUCGUUAGAUCUCCAUCAUUUUUUCUCCCAGAAACCCCCGAGUCUCAGUCAGUCUCCCCCCGCCAAAAAAAAAUGCAAGAAAAGAAACCGGAGACGGCCACCAAAAACCCUAAGAAGGCCAAUCUCUUAGACCACCACUCCAUCAAGCACAUCCUCGACGAGUCCGUAUCCGAGAUAGUGACGAGUCGUGGAUAUGUGGAAGACGUAAGGAUGAGUAAUAUAAGAUUGGUGAUGGGAACGAUCAUAAUCAUCAUUGCUCUGUUGGCGCAGUUUUAUAAGAAGAAGUUCCCCGAGAACAGGAAUUUUCUCAUCGGCUGUAUCGUAUUGUAUAUAGUCUUCAAUGGAUUACUGCAGCUGAUCAUAUACACAAAAGAGAAGAAUGCAAUUCUUUUUACCUAUCCUCCUUCGGGAUCCUUCACCAGCACUGGCUUGGUGGUGUCUUCCAAAUUGCCAAGAUUUUCUGAUAUGUACACGCUUAGCAUUGCAAGUGCAGAUCCUAAAUCAAUUUCUGCCAAUCAAUCAGUGCAAUUUACCAAAAGUGUUACCCAAUGGUUUACUAAGGAUGGAGUUUUGGUGGAGGGCCUAUUCUGGAAAGAUGUUGAAGCAUUAGUAGAGGAAUAUGCAAGAGAACCAAAGAAGAGCAAGUGAUUUGAAAGUUAAACAGCUUGUGUUGUCUGAUGGGGUCACCGGUUCAGAACUCUAGUUAUAUUUUGACGUGACUAUAGUUGUUGGACAUUAACAUCGUUUUUUAUCUUUUUGCAUUGAUGGACAGAGCCAAACAAAUGGAACCAAAAUCCUCCCAGCUUUACAAAAACAGUUACUUUAUUAUGGUCAAAUGUGUUUAAGCUAAUGGAAUCAAUGAUAUUCGGAUCCAUGAAUUAGAUGGUUUUCAUUAUUUAG
Molecule: messenger RNA, 980 nt
Organism: Juglans microcarpa x Juglans regia
Lineage: Eukaryota; Viridiplantae; Streptophyta; Magnoliopsida; Fagales; Juglandaceae
Product: probable signal peptidase complex subunit 2
Exons: 5
Coding region: 153-728 (191 amino acids)
Biological process (GO): protein targeting to ER
Cellular component (GO): signal peptidase complex; membrane
Source: RefSeq, a predicted model, not a curated record